Brassica napus (rape) is the source of this 924-nucleotide messenger RNA. RefSeq names its product peptidyl-prolyl cis-trans isomerase CYP19-1. Lineage: Eukaryota; Viridiplantae; Streptophyta; Magnoliopsida; Brassicales; Brassicaceae. Gene Ontology annotation, molecular function: peptidyl-prolyl cis-trans isomerase activity. Bases 106 to 762 code for a protein of 218 amino acids. Gene Ontology annotation, biological process: protein peptidyl-prolyl isomerization. Gene Ontology annotation, cellular component: cytosol; plasma membrane. The transcript has a single exon. The record is from RefSeq and is a predicted model, not a curated record.
UUUACUAUUUAUUUUCAUUGGAACUACUAUAUGUUGUCUCUCUCUCUCGAUAACUCCUCCCAGCCCCAGGAAACCUAUAAAAUUCCUUAGAUCCAAACUCAGAGAAUGGCCGGUGGAUUUACCAUCAACAUAAACAUUCCGGCUGGUGAAGGACUUAACAUUAGCAUUAACCCAAACUCUGCUGCAGCUGGUAAUCUAUGUACGAAUCCGUCCUCUCAAAAGCCCCUAGAAUGCUCUCCAGGAAAGGCUAACCCAAAGGUUUUCUUUGAUAUGGCGGUGCGCGGCAAAGCUGUUGGUCGGAUCGUGAUGGAGCUCUUUGCCGACACGACCCCACGGACGGCAGAGAAUUUCCGCGCCCUCUGUACAGGCGAGAAAGGCAUGGGGAAGAAGGGUAAGCCACUUCAUUACAAAGGAUCAAUCAUCCACCAUAUGUGCCCCGAUUAUAUCAUUGGCGGAGGAGAUUUCACUUACGAAAGGAAAGGAUACGGAGGCGAAUCAAUCUACGCCGGAGGUUUUUUCGAGGAUGAGAACUUCAUCAAAAAGCACACCGGUCCGGGUAUCCUCUCCAUGAACAACAAUGGUCCUGACACCAACCAAUCUCAGUUUUUGAUCUCCUUGACCGAGAACUGGGAACUCGACGAUCUACACGUCGUCUUCGGCCAAGUUGUUGAAGGAUUGGAUGUGGUCAGGAUCAUAUCACACGAACCUCUUAAGGACAAGUUUUCCAAGCCCGUCGUGAUCGACUGCGGUCAGAUUAAAUAGAUCGGACAGAGAUAUUUUCCAACUACAAUGGUUGCUUGCUUGCUUUGUGUCCUUUUGAUGUUUGGUGCGUUUUUAAUUUUGUUACUCUUGUUUUUUUUAUCUUUUUCUUGAAUUUAGAUUGGCUACCAUUGAAUAAUGAUAACAACCAUCAUCAGUUUAUCA